Messenger RNA from Brassica napus (rape), 1665 nucleotides. RefSeq names its product AT-hook motif nuclear-localized protein 11-like. Lineage: Eukaryota; Viridiplantae; Streptophyta; Magnoliopsida; Brassicales; Brassicaceae. The transcript is spliced from 5 exons. The record is from RefSeq and is a predicted model, not a curated record. Gene Ontology annotation, molecular function: minor groove of adenine-thymine-rich DNA binding. Bases 10 to 1014 code for a protein of 334 amino acids.
AGAGAAGCAAUGGCGUUAUCCGGGUCGGGUUCUUACUAUAUCCAAAGAGGCAUGCCUGGUUCUGCUCCUCCACAAACCCAAGCGUCGUUUUAUGGAUUGCAAGGGUUUCAACAUUUCUCCAAUCCCAACUCUCCUUUCGUGCCAAACCUAAACCAAGGAGGCGGCUCCACUGGACUCGUGUCUCCUCCUUUACCAGUUGAGACUUCUCAGGUUGAUUCUCCAACGCCGGUUGCACUUCCUCCGUCUGGUGAGACGUUUGUGAAGCGGAAGAGAGGAAGACCUAGAAAAUACGGACAAGACGGUUCUGUUUCCUUGGCAUUGUCUCCUUCAGUCUCCUCCUCCUCCUCCAUGUCCCCAAACUCUAACAAACGUGGCCGUGGAAGACCUCCUUGUUCCGGCAAGAAGCAAAGGCUUAGUUCCAUUGGUGGAUCGCUGCCUUCAUCGUCCGGGAUGAGCUUCACCCCGCACGUAAUCGCAGUUUCCGUUGGUGAAGACAUUGCAUCAAAGGUUGUGUCCUUUUCACAGCAAAGUCCAAGAGCCAUUUGUGUUUUAUCCGUUACUGGUGCAGUCUCUACUGCAACUAUUCUUCAGCCAUCGCCAUCACAGGGAGCUAUUAAAUACGAGGGUCGUUUUGAGCUCUUAACUCUGUCAACUUCUUAUCCGAACGCAACUGACAAUGACUACCCAAACCGCACUGUGAAUCUAGCGGUCUCACUCGCUUGCCCGGAUUUUCGUGUCAUUGGUGGUGGAGUUGGAGGGCCUCUAAUAGCAGCAAGCUCAGUUCAGGUUAUCAUUGGGAGCUUCAUUUGGGCUAUUCCUAAAGGGAAGAUUAAAAAACGAAAUGAAGAUGUCCAAGAAACUGACGCUUUGGGCGAUAACACAGCAGCAACGUCGCCUGAUGUUCGUCAGCAAAGCCAUAACCUUGUUCAGACGCCUGCAGGGAUGUGGUCAAUAGGUUCAAGAUCAAUGGACAUGCAUCAUGCCCAUAUGGACAUUGAUCUAAUGCGUGGAUGAUCCAUUUGUGUGUAUAAGCAUUGAAUCUAGGAGAUUAAGAAGAAGAAAGACUUAAGCUAACUUCUCUGAGAACAAAAUGUCUUUAGUGAUUUUCAGAAUUCAUGCUGGGUUCUUGAGCUUUUGGUUAAUUGAGUUUUUUUUUGCGCUUUUUUUGGGUUAAAAUAUACAUAUAUAUAUCAACUACUUACGUUUAUUAUUUCGCUACAAAAAAUAUAAAUCCACGCACAUAGUGAACGCAUGAUACCAAUAACUAGCCAUGGACAUUCGGUUAUCGGUUCGUUUUUUUUUCGAUUCUUUGAUCCUUCAGUUCUAGAAGUUUACAUCUAUCCGGGUAUUUUAAAAUUUUGGUUCGGUUUCGGUUAUUUCGGUUCGGGUAACAAAAUUGGGAACCUGCUAAUAUUUGAGGUAAUUGCGGAUCCUAUUUGGUUCCAAUUUUUCGGUUAAUUCGGAUUAAAAAUCGUAUCAGAAAUUUGGGUGUUCAGACUAAAUAUCACUUCGUUUGAGUUUUUGUUAAAAAAUUGGAUAAUUCAGAUAAUAUUGAAUAUUUUGAAUAAAAAGUAUUGUGAUAAUUCAUUUUUAGGUAUUUCGGCUUAUAAAUAAUACUUUUAACUUAUCCAUUUAUUUUAAAACUGAAUAUAGUUAAAAUUUAUA